GAUUCGACGGUUUCUCGCCUUGAUUCAGGCUGCUUCUUAUCUCGAAUAGCUACAACUUUAUCAUGAACAUCUCAGACGACUCCGAGUUUGAUACUGGGUCAGAUACUGGCCAUGCUUUCCCCUUGCGCAGAGAUGUUUCUGUAGACCAGAUGGAUCCAGCUAUUCGUGAGGCCAUGGUAUCGCCAGCUACCAACACACAUGCUGAUAAUGAAAUUCUACCAAGAGUAGCUGAUAUGCAUCGUCAGGGAAGAGGGCUUCGAUCACAGUCGUUGGUGGCUCGGGAAGAGCAGAUAAGGCUCUUGUGCAGUCCAGUCCCAUAUGGCACUAGAAAACUGUGUCGAAUUGUACGGAAAAGGGAUGGGUUAGCAGGUGGAAGCCAUACUUACGAAGUCUUUGUAGAGGAGCACAACACUGUCAUACCAGUUCUCUUUGCCAAGAAGAUGCGUAGUCAAACCUCGUGUUAUAUCAUCACACUUCCCAGUGAAGGUGAUCGAGGUGUCAGAAAUAAGUCUAUUGCCCGAGUCAGAUCCAAUUUUUUAGGAACUGGCUUUACAGUAUCCAGUAGUAUCCAGCCAUCAACCAACUCUGAUAACAUGGCCGAAGGACGCCGUGAAUUAGCUGCUGUGGUGUAUGAACCUAAUUUUCUGGGUCAUCGCGGUCCUAGGAGAAUGACAAUCAUUAGCCCGCCUUUGUUGCCUGAAGGAACGUUGGCUGAAAUCAGACCCCUCGAGGAAAAAGAAACACUGUUGGAGCGACAUAAAGCCAUGAGUGAUCGCGAUCUUGUGGUGAUGUAUAACAAAUCUCCAAAAUGGAGUGAUGAUUUUAAUCAGCGUGUAACCAUUGCAUCUGUCAAAAACUUUCAGAUUGUUCAUGAUCACGACCUAGAGUACAUUGUGAUUCAGUUUGGCAAAGUUUCAGACGAUACAUUCACAAUGGAUGUUCAGUAUCCAUUCUCCCUUGUAGCAGCAUUUGGUGUAGUGCUUACAAGGUUUGGAUCGUUUGUUGAAAUGGUGACUGCAGUCUAA
This is a messenger RNA of Batrachochytrium dendrobatidis JAM81, 1025 nucleotides long. RefSeq lists its product as uncharacterized. The record is from RefSeq and is a predicted model, not a curated record. Gene Ontology annotation, biological process: protein localization to cilium. Lineage: Eukaryota; Fungi; Chytridiomycota; Chytridiomycetes; Rhizophydiales. Gene Ontology annotation, cellular component: cilium. Bases 63 to 1025 code for a protein of 320 amino acids. The transcript is spliced from 7 exons.